Peromyscus californicus insignis is the source of this 461-nucleotide messenger RNA. Its product is annotated as protein kish-A-like. The transcript has a single exon. The record is from RefSeq and is a predicted model, not a curated record. The coding region runs from base 32 to 250 and encodes 72 amino acids. Gene Ontology annotation, biological process: protein secretion; intracellular transport. NCBI's taxonomy places the organism in Eukaryota, Metazoa, Chordata, Mammalia, Rodentia, Cricetidae.
GUGGUGUGGCUGGACCAGCACCGGCCUCACUAUGUCUGCCAUUUUCAAUUUUCAGAGUCUGUUAACUGUAAUCUUGCUGCUUAUAUGUACGUGUGCUUAUAUUCAAUCCUUGGCACUCAGCCUCCUUCACAGAAGUAAAACUGGAUUAGUGGGAAUAUUUUGGAAGUGUGCCCGAAUUGGUGAGCGCAAGAGUCCUUAUGUUGCCGUAUGCUGUAUAGUGAUGGCCUUCGGCAUCCUCUUCAUACAGUAGCUUUGGAAACUACCAGUGUGUGAUUGCCAUCAGACUCUGUAAACAAGGACUUACCACCAGAAAAAUAAUGCGAAGAAUGGUUAACCCUUUUAUCUCUGAACAUGAAAUGAGAUAAAUUGUGAGAUGCUGUUCUCUGUUUUUAUGCUGUUGGACCAAUGAGCUAUAUAAAUAAUUAAGAUGUAACAGUUUAAUACAUGGGAAUGUGAUUAUA